GGAAGUGCAAUUUAUCCUUUUCAUUUAACUUUGAUUUUAAUGAUGUUAAUAGUGAUGAAUCUUCAGAUUCAGAAACUGCCGCUUUACAAAUUGACGUCUCCGAAGUUGAUAAUUAUGAACCUUCCACUAAACAUAAAAGAGAUACUAUCGAAGAAACUUCUUCAGUUAUUAAUGAAAUGGAAGAAGAAAUUGAAAGACAACUAGAUGCUAAAGCAGCUAAAACUAAUUUAACAGCUACAAAUGUAAAAAAUAUUUUGAAACAUGUCAUUACCAAUGAACAUGUAAUGGCAAUGGUUAAAAAUCGCCUUCAUGACACAGAGAAUGAUGUACCUUUUGAACCAAAAUUAACGAGGGCUAAAGCCAAAGAAUUAGCAGCUGCUCAAGUUAAUAUACCAUGGCCCAUUACUCCAAUAAAAAAAACUUCAUCAGAAGUACAAGUAUUAAUUGAAGAAGAAUUACCAGAAGAUUCUUCUGAUGAAGAAUAUAACCCAGAACAAGAUAAACAAAGUGAUGAUGAAAGGGAAGUAGAAAAUCCUAUAAAUAGUGAUAUAGAUUCUCAACCCUCAACCCCUGCAAAUAAUUGUGAUUCAUCAUUAGUUGAACAGCCUAAAUCACCAUAUAUUCAAUAUGAUCCAGAAGGAAUUUUUAAAAUUCCUGGUAUUCCUUAUGUUCCAACAGAAGAAGAGAAUAUUGGUCAAAGAACACGUUCAAAACUUUGUUUAAGUGAAACACCUUUGGAACAAAUUGAGCAGGCAUUUAUUCCACCAGAUAUAACUACUGAUAUGUAUGAUUGGGACUGUGAAGUAGAUGAAGAUUGGGAUAAUUUUUUAAAAGAAUUUACUCAGCCACUAACUCAAGAACCUAUAGUAGAAGAUGAUCCAGAGGCAGAUCCAGAAUAUAAUAUUUUAGAGGACGAAGAAACAGACUUUUUGGAUAAAGAAGAGUUACGGGCUGAUAAAGCUGUUAAAGUUACACGUAAAGAAUUAAAUAACUUGAUUGCAGAAUUAUUUGAAUUUACAGAUACUUUUUCAAAACAGGAACAAGAAAUUUCAAAGAAGAGAAAAUCUCCAGAAAAUACAAAUUCUUCAAUUGAAAACAAUAUGAUGUAUUGUUCUGUAACAGAUUUAUUACCUCCUUACAAAGAACCUGAACUUCCCAAUUUAAUAAAUCCGAAUCAACGAGAGUUAUUAGCUGUUCAAUUUCGUCAGCAUAUACAAUUAAUGGUACAACAUUUUGCUAUGACUUAUAUGAACCUAGAUUUACAUUCACAAUCGAAAAUAUGUAAACAAAAUUUAAAUAGUAUAAGAUAUUUAAGUAAUGGACCUAAUUCUGCAUACAAUGUAGUAAAUUUACCAGAUGCUUUAAAAUUAGUAUCUGAUUGGGAAAGUAAAUUCUUGGAUAACAAAUUUUCGGAAGAUUUUAAAAAAGCUAUUGCUGAUGAGGAUAUGGUAAAGAAAAUAUAUCUUACAAAUAAGUGGAAAUAUAUUCCUAAAUUUCACCCGGAAUUAAAGAAGUUAUUUAUGGAAAGUAAGGCUUUAAUGUAUCCACAACUCUUGCCUGAAGUGCCAUUCAGAAAUGAGUUAAAUAAAUUUAUGCGAUCUCCAUAUCUAAAAUCUGAAGAAAGUUUAAUUGCAUUAGGUUUAGAACAGUUCCUUCCUUUUGUUACAUCCAGACCAAGAAAAUUUAAAAGUAAAAAACUUCAAUUAAUAGAUGCAGCACAAUUAAUUAUUCAAUAUUUAGUACCAUGCAGAGAACCUCAAGGAUUAUUACAUCACAUACAAAAACGUCGAAACGCAAAAGAUGCAAAUCCAAUAAAACAUUACUUUGAAAAAUGUUGUGCUCCUAGAACAAUACAUUAUAUAACAUUGGAAUGUGAUCUCAAAGCUCCCAAAGAUCAACCAAUAAAUCUUUUACCUUUAGUGUGGCAGACUUAUCUUAAUAAUGUAAAGACAGAGCAGAAAAUUGAUGUAUUAAAGCAAAAACAUAUACUUAAUUCAUAUAAUGAUAUUAUGAAGAAAGAUUGUUUUACAAAUGGAAAAAAGAACCAAGUUACUGCUUGUAAUACUCAUUUCUCACGUAAUCCACCAGUUAAUAUAGUAUCAAAAAUAUUACCUGCUACUACAAAUCAGAAGAUAACAAAUAAAAGCACAUUAAAUGAUAAUUUAUCUACAACUGAAAACACUAAUUCUGAAAUUAUGAAAAAUAUAUUAAAUAAUGGAAGCAAUAUUGAAUUACAUCAUUCUGAUAUGUCAAUUAAAGACCAUAUACCACAUUUUAAUAAUUCUUUAAAAGUUAUAACUAUGCAAGAAGAAAAAGAAAAAAAAGUAGAUGAUUCAAAACAAGUUCAGAAUGAUGCAUCUACAAACUUAAGUACAUCUAAGCAUCCAAAGUUUUCUAGAAAGUCUUCUGAAAUAGUUCAAGAAUUACCACAAUUACGAAAAACUACACCCAGAUUAGCAAAAACAAGAAGUGCUCAAAAUAUGAAAUUAAUGGCUCAAGUUUUAGGACCAAAGGGUUUAUCAAACAAUUGCAAUACUUUGAAGUCUAGAGAAAAAAAUGAGUUAGAUAAAACUUUGGAGAAAAUAUCAGCUCUGCCUAAAAUUGAUAAUGAAGAUGAAAUAGCAGAAUUAAUGUUAGCUAGUACAACUAUUAAAAAAGAUUCUAUUAGUAGAAAAAAAGCUAAGGAAGCUAGAGAACUAGAAAAUAUUAAAAGGCUUUUAGAGUCUGAAAAUCCACUAAAUGAGGAAGAAAGAGGUUCGAAAUUUGCAGCAUCAUAUCUUCAAAAAUUACAUUUGACAUUAGAAUUUAAUAAUCCAGAAACAUUACGAUCUGUGGUAAAAUUAUAUUUAGAUUAUUGUGAAAAAUUAGAUAGUAUCAAUCAGAUAGAAAACGAAUUAUCGUUUUCUAAUCCAUUAAGAUCUCUACAAAAUAAACAAAUUAUGGAAAAUACUGCAAAAGAUAAAGAUGCAAUGACAAUUAAUUUGUAUCAAGAUGUAUGUAAAAAAUUGCGAGAAUAUCCUGAGCUUUGUACAGACUUUUUACUGUUUUUGAAACCACAUCAAGCGGCAAUGAUAAAUAAAUCAGUGGAAUAUGUAAUGCUUCAAAAGAUGAGUGAAUUUGUUAAUGUAGCUCAAAUAUAUUUUGCUAAGCAACCUUCUCGAAUAGCAAAAAUGAUGCAAGCUAUUGCACAACUUUCAUCUGAUCCACAGAUAACAUUAGAACAUGUUCAUACAACCAUGAGCCCCAUACUCAAAGGACAUCCUUUAGUUAUGGAUUUAUUUUUACAAAUAUUACCUACUGCCAAACCGCCAGAAAGUUUGUUUGCGUCACAUAUGUUUGAGAACUUAACUUGCCCAGUAGGACCACAUGAUAAAAAUAAACUUUAUACUGAAGAUGCACCUGAAUUAUAUGAAAAUAUAGAAUUACCUGUAUUAGCAUUUCAAGAAGAUCCUUAUGGUGGAGAAAAUUGUAAAUGCAAUUGUCAUAAUAAUGAUGAAUCCAAAUGUAAAAAUAUUUCUGAACAUUGUGUAUCUUGUGGCACAAGGUUCCUCAAUGGAAAAAUUUACCUCCAAACAUCAGAAGGUUUAAGACCUGCUAAAAUUAUUUUUCCUGGAGCUGAUGAAGAAAAAUUGGAGAAUAUUGCUCGUGUAUCUUUAAAAACUACUGAUAAAUUUUCUUCAUCUAUUUCAUCUAAACAACGAAGAAAGUCUUCAAAAAAUGAAUUUCAUGCUGAUGAACAGUAUCAGAAAUCUUGUGUAUCUAAAAAUUCACCUUCCAAAGAAAAUGAAGAAGGAGAAAAAUUAAUUAUGAAGUCUAAAAAAACUAUAAAGUCUCCAUCAAAAUCUACAGAACAAAAGAAAAAUUUAAAAAGAUCUGGAAGUGAAAUCAAUCAUAUGAACAGAAAUUCAAAAAAAAUGCGUAUAUCCCAAUGUAAGAAUAAAAAAGAGAAAAAAAAUGACAAAGAAGCAAAACUAGAGUACAUAGAUUCAAAUGCUACCACUCACAUGAAAUCAAAUGAAUGUGUAUUUAUUGAUGAUAAAAAUUCUAUUAAAGAAAUAGCAGUAAAAAAUACAUCAGAUGUCGAACUUGAAAUGACAAGUGAUAAUGGAAAUAAAGUUGAUUCAUCUGAUGAAACAAAAAAUGAUAUUGACUUAAACACUAAAUCAUGGACACGACAAGAAGAUAUGAUUCUGUUGCAAGCUAUUAAAAAAGAAUAUUCUGAAAAUUCACUGGUUAUGGUUAGUAAAACAUUAGGAAAUCGUACAAUAAAUCAAGUUAAAAAAAGGUGUGACAUUCUUCUCUCUUUAUUAGAAAAAAUGAUGUAA
This is a messenger RNA of Eufriesea mexicana, 4325 nucleotides long. RefSeq names its product gon-4 like protein muscle wasted (gene mute). Gene Ontology annotation, biological process: regulation of DNA-templated transcription. The transcript is spliced from 14 exons. The record is from RefSeq and is a predicted model, not a curated record. Gene Ontology annotation, cellular component: nucleus. NCBI's taxonomy places the organism in Eukaryota, Metazoa, Arthropoda, Insecta, Hymenoptera, Apidae. The coding region runs from base 177 to 4325 and encodes 1382 amino acids. Gene Ontology annotation, molecular function: transcription coregulator activity.